GAAAUAUUAUUUUUUUUAGUGUGGAGAAACAAGUAUCUAUUAAGCGAAAUACAAAGACAUCACAGGUUAUAUAUACAAAAUAAAAUAAUAAAAAUUAAUCAAUCAAUGGAUCAACUUAGAUAUCAUCCACAUAGAGGAUAUACAUCUUUAUUAAUUUUUACUGUUAAUGAAACAUUAGAACCACAUGGUCAAACAAUACCUUAUGGAACAAAUGAAAUACAUUUUUCUUUAACUUGUUUAAAUCUAUCUGGCUUUAACAGUGCAAUAAAACCAGGUUUGUUUGGUUCUGUAGAAGAAUUAUCUUUAGGUUCCUUUAAUCAACCUUUAAAACCAAAAAAUUUACCAAAAACAUGCCAUAAACUCUCACUAUGUGAGUACAUUCAUCCAUUAAAACCAAAAACUCUUCCACCCAAAUUAAAAACAUUGGAGCUUAACCGUUUUAAUCAUCCAAUACCACAUGGUGUACUUCCAGAAACAAUCAUUGAAUUGUACCUUAGUGAUUUUAAUCAACCACUUUCAAAUUCUUUUUCAUCAUUAAAAUCAUUAAAAAUACUAAAACUAUAUUAUUUCAAUCAAGAUUUAUCAAAUGGAGAGUUACCAAACUCUAUUGAGAUUUUAAAUUUAAGUUCAUAUAAUAAAACUUUAAAACCAAAUGUACUUCCAUCUUCAAUUACGAAUCUAAACUUUAUAGUUUUUAACUGUCAACUAGAACCACAAUCAAUACCUCCCAACGUAAAAACCCUAUUUCUAAAUUCAUAUAAUUGCACCCUUGGUAAUCAUUUAUUACCAAAUAGUUUAGAAACUUUAACAUUAAAUAAUAAAAGUACUUUAUUAGAAAAUGAUUUACCAUCAUCGAUUACACAACUUUAUUGUAAUUUCAAUGGUCCAAGUUCUUUCGAAAUCAAUUCUAUUCCACCAUCAGUUAAAACCCUACUACUUAAAUCAGAUAAUUUACAACCACUUUCAAUCGGUUUAAUUCCCAAUUCAGUUGUUAGUUUAACUCUAUCUGAUCAUUAUAAUUAUCCUCUUCAUGUAGGUGUAUUACCAGAAUCACUCGUUAAAUUAACCCUUGGUCGUUACUAUGAUCAACCUCUAGAAUCAAAUACUAUUCCUCAAUCA
Messenger RNA from Dictyostelium purpureum, 1119 nucleotides. RefSeq lists its product as uncharacterized. NCBI's taxonomy places the organism in Eukaryota, Evosea, Eumycetozoa, Dictyosteliales, Dictyosteliaceae. The transcript has 2 exons. The annotation marks the transcript as partial. The record is from RefSeq and is a predicted model, not a curated record.